This is a messenger RNA of Cuscuta campestris, 1373 nucleotides long. The record is from the annotation of a GenBank genome assembly. Lineage: Eukaryota; Viridiplantae; Streptophyta; Magnoliopsida; Solanales; Convolvulaceae.
GCAGAAGCUGAGAAGGAAACUCAAAUGGCUGGACUAGAGACCCCUGAAACUCGAGUAGCUGUGUUUGAGCAGCAGAAUGAAGUUGAAGAAAGAGAUUCCCUCUCUAGGGAAGUCUCAAACUUUAUGCUUGAUGAGACAGAAGAAGAGUCUGAAAGGACAUUGAAGAUUGAUGAUGGAAAAGCUGAGCAAGAAGAUGUUGAAUCGCUCCCUAUGCAACUCUUCCACAGAGCACCUUUUUCACAUCAGGUAACUAACUUUCACUUCCACAGCUCUUUCACAUCCACCCUUCCGGAUGAGGUAUCGGAAAACUGGACAAGAAAGGUCCAAGGGUUGAUUGAAUCAGCCCUAGCGUCUCAGCAUGCCUCCUUUAGGCAAGAUAUAGAGCAAAUGGAAGCUAGGCAUAACAAACUGAUUGAGAAAUCUGAAGAGAAACGUUGCUCAGAUCUCAAGGAGAUAAGCAAAUCCGUGGACAAGACUCUAGAGAUUAUUUCUCUUUUGAGUAACUCUGUGAGCAACACAAUGGAAGCCUAUGCAUCUGACAGCCACCUACAAUUCAAAGAAAUCACUAGAAUCAAGGAGCAGAUAGCAACUGUCACAAUCAGUCUUCAGAAGCAGAUGGGAUUCCUUCAGAUGGAUAUCAGAUCAGCAUUGGCAGUGUCUUCAGCAAAUCAGGUGGUGAUCCAAGACUACUUAAAGGUUAUUGCUGAAAAUCAGAAGGAAGCAUUCAGGAUGUUCAGGCACUUUGGAACUUACACUGGCAAUCGCAAGAUAGAUGUAAUUGUCCAACACAAUAGUCCAUCCCUGAUCCCACAGCUGCCUAUUGAAGUCAAGCAAGGUGAGCUCACUUACAUUCCAUCUCAUCUGAACAUGACAGAACUGAUACUAGAAGCCCAGCAGAGCAAUCCGGAGAACUCAACUCAACAUCUAACAGACUCUAGCCUUGAUGGAUCAGAAGUUGUUGGAACCAUUGCCUCCCACUUCUCAGAUGAUGCACAAACAAAGGAGAGAUACAAAAAUCUAAGGCGCAUCAAAGAACAAUGUGGAAUUAUGCAAGGCAUUGGUGAGACUGCCGGAUCAUCAAAGCGCAGGAAGCAGUGAAGGCUCUUUUCAUUAAACCCAGGGGAAUCAUUAUUUUAUCAAUAUAUGUGGGUGUCUGUGUGUGCAGCAUUUUUGGCCUCGCCGCAGGAUCGUUAAUGUUUGUUGCACGAGACAUACCUGGCUCGAUUACUGGAGCUGUAUUUGCUAUCUUUCAAUGUGUUUUCGCUAGCUUUUACUCCUGGCACGCUCCAUACUCGUUAGAAUGGUGUUGCAACAGAGUGUGAUUGAUUAUUAUAUGCUCCCUCUGAUCUAUCCCAUAAAAUCUGUUAUGUUUG